AUGGUAGAAGCCGCCACAGUUCACGAGAUGAAGGCUCAUGUUGCAUUGGUGGAAGCUUACAGGUGGCAUCAGAUCUCCGCUCGUAGGCAAGAUGCAGCUCUUACCUCCCGCGUUUCUGGAACGGGUUUGGGGAUGAACGAAGCGCUUCUUCAAGUAGACUUCAAGGAGAACGUCCGCUACCCGCUGAGUAAAGAAGAGACGGGGGACGAAUGGCACGCCCAGAACAAGCUCUCGCUCACAGUGUUCGGUGGAUUCGCACGCGUUCCAAACGCGCAAGGUACUCGCACAGAGCUGUACAUCUUGAUCAUUUCAGAGGUCUUAGACCACGACGCCCACAUGGGUAAUAUGAUGAUCAACGAAGCGUUGCGCCUGGUUCGCUCGCACGACAGAACUGAUUGGUCCAAGGUAGACCUACUACGCAUCAGAAUAAACGUGCUUUACUUGGUGGAACAACAUGGUAAGGGUGCCUGCGAUCGUCUGUUUGGAUGGACCCGCACAUGGUUGACACGCUUCAUUCAGCAAAGCCCCGUCUACAAGAUCGCGGACUUGUUGAGAUGCUAUGAAGACGGGGGCCGAGAUAUGACCGCUCGGAGAGGUGUUCGCAUCCUCAACAACGUCUUCAGCGACCUCUCCAAUGCCACAAGACUGUCCUACGAAAUUUCGGAAUCUGUUGACGAAGACAUGGCGAAGCGGCUACUAUGA
Messenger RNA from Symbiodinium sp. CCMP2456, 702 nucleotides. NCBI's taxonomy places the organism in Eukaryota, Dinophyceae, Suessiales, Symbiodiniaceae. The record is from the annotation of a GenBank genome assembly.